This is a messenger RNA of Ostrinia nubilalis (European corn borer), 2355 nucleotides long. It is a transcript of the gene KCNQ, whose product is annotated as potassium voltage-gated channel subfamily KQT member 5. Gene Ontology annotation, biological process: potassium ion transmembrane transport. The record is from RefSeq and is a predicted model, not a curated record. NCBI's taxonomy places the organism in Eukaryota, Metazoa, Arthropoda, Insecta, Lepidoptera, Crambidae. The transcript has 15 exons. Bases 268 to 2355 code for a protein of 695 amino acids. Gene Ontology annotation, cellular component: voltage-gated potassium channel complex; membrane. Gene Ontology annotation, molecular function: voltage-gated potassium channel activity.
GAGUGCCGCCGCGCCAGGCGCCGUCCGCGCGGAGCCCAUGCGUGCCGCGUAUUAUGCCGGCGCCCUGGGGCCGCUCUCCACGUGCCGCGCGCCCACCGCGCACCGCCCCGCACAACAACGGUUCUAGCUACACCAAAACGCACGCGAUAGCGCGUCUCCACUCUACCGGAAUGUAAAUAUUUAUGGAUGUCAGUUUUCAGUUGUUUAGAUUGGCUGUGAAUUUUAAGUGAGAGUAAGAGUGGCGGCGACCGGCUGGCGACGCCGCGGAUGUCGCUGCUCGGCAAGCCGCUCAGCUACCGCGCCACGCGACGCGACGCGCGCUACCGCCGCCUACAAUCCAAGUUCUACAACUUCCUUGAAAGGCCGAGGGGCGUCAAAGCUGUCCUCUAUCACAUGAUUGUGUUUCUGAUGGUGUUCAUGUGUUUGUCGCUGUCAGUGUUCUCCACUAUUGAGGAGUACGAAGCGAAGGCUGGCAUUGUGCUGUUCUACAUGGAGACUGUUGUAGUCAUUUGGUUCGCAAUAGAGUUCUUUCUAAGGUUGUGGUCAUCAGGAUGCAGGUCACGAUAUCAAGGCUCAAUAGGUCGCCUCAAGUUUUUGAGGCGGCCUUUUUGUAUAAUCGAUGUGACCACGAUCCUGGCGUCUCUAGUGGUGCUGGGCAUGGGCUCGUCGGGGCAGGUGUUCGCGGCGUCGGCGCUGCGCGGGCUGCGCUUCUUCCAAAUCCUGCGCAUGGUGCGCAUGGACCGGCGCGGCGGCACCUGGAAACUGCUCGGCUCCGUCGUAUACGCACAUCGGCAGGAAUUAAUAACUACGUUAUACAUAGGAUUCCUCGGGUUGAUAUUUGCAUCAUUCUUAGUUUAUUUAGCUGAAAAAGAUGUCGCUGAUACCAAAUUCAAAAACUUCGCAGAAGCUCUAUGGUGGGGAGUUAUCACGCUGUGCACGGUGGGGUACGGCGACAUGGUGCCUCAGACGUGGCAGGGAAAAUUCAUAGCGUCCUUUUGCGCGCUGCUCGGAAUCUCCUUCUUUGCUCUUCCCGCUGGUAUUUUAGGUUCAGGGUUCGCUUUGAAAGUCCAACAACAGCAACGACAAAAACAUAUGAUAAGGAGAAGACAACCGGCUGCAACUUUGAUACAAGCGUUGUGGCGAUGCUAUGCGGCGGAUGAACACUCUAUGAGUGUCGCCACAUGGAAAAUUCACCAAGUUCCUCUUCCAAGCCCACAAACAAGCAGGGUGAUGAGUGCGUCGUUCAAGAACAAUGCGUCUUUUGUGUCGCGGCUGCCGACGAUCCGGCGGCACAAGAGCACCUCCCUGCACUCCCCCGCGCCGCACUCCAAGCCGGCCGCGGCGCACCGCUACGACGUCAACGCCAGCGCUGAGAACCUCGACGAAGAUGAAGAGCCGCGUUGCGUAACGUUAACGCCGCGCCAUAAAGCCGCCAUUCGAUUUAUAAGGAAGCUCAAGUAUUUUGUGGCACGCAAGAGAUUUAGAGAAGCGUUGAAACCUUACGACGUGAAAGACGUGAUAGAACAAUACUCCUCGGGGCACGCUGAUCUGCUAAACCGAACCAAGAACCUGCAGUACAGAUUAGAUCAAAUACUUGGUAAGCAAGGAUCGAAAGCGAAAGACGUAUAUGCAUCCAAAAUCAGUCUAGCUUCCAGAGUAGUUAAAAUUGAAAGACAAGUAGACGAUAUAGAGAGUAAGUUGGAUCAUUUAUUAGAAUUAUACGAGGAGGAUAGAAGAAUUUCAAGGAGGUUAGGGAACAGCAGUGAAAGUGGAGGUGGGGGUGGGGGCAUUGCUCCGAGCGAGGGUGCGCUGGCGCUGCGCGUGCGACCGUCGCUGUCGGACAAGCAGUGCUCGGAGCCCAACUCGCCCGUGUCGCGCACCUUCGAGCCGCCCGCGCCGGCGUCCGCGCCGCCCAUGCCGCACAAGAGGCCCAUGAACAGAGGCUACUCCGACCUCGGCACCAGAUUUAUGCGCAAAAAAGUCAUUGUAAAAACUUCAUCGAGUCGAAAUGGUGAGUCACCUCGAGACGACGAAGUAGUUAUAGUGGUGCCGACGGACCGCGAGGACACUCCCCCGCGAUUAGCGACGGAUAGCUCAGAGGUGUGCGCGAGCUGCUCCGUGGAGGUGGAGACCGAGGCGGAGGGCGUGGGGUCUCGGUCGGGCAGCACGGGCUCCGCGUCGUGGUGCGAGGGCGAGGCCGAGCCCGACGCGGCCGAGGAGCGCGGCUACGGCUCCGGCGACUCGCUGGCCGAGGACGCCGCGCUGCUCGGCGACGCUGCGCACGCGCCGCGCAUCGUGCGCGCGCAGCGCCGCGACGUCGCCGUCGACCUGCACCUGCUGCACCCAGACGCGUGA